This is a messenger RNA of Ylistrum balloti, 1362 nucleotides long. RefSeq names its product E3 ubiquitin-protein ligase TRAIP-like. The record is from RefSeq and is a predicted model, not a curated record. The transcript has 2 exons. NCBI's taxonomy places the organism in Eukaryota, Metazoa, Mollusca, Bivalvia, Pectinida, Pectinidae. The coding region runs from base 16 to 1362 and encodes 448 amino acids.
AUAUUUCAGGUAACUAUGAAGGCUCUGUGCUGUAUCUGUUCAGAUUUAUUUGUGAAUGAUGCUAGCGUCAGUAUUUCAGCCUUGCCAUGUGGCCACACCUUCCAUGAAGAGUGUCUGUUCAAGUGGCUUGCCACUUCCAGCACUUGUCCAAGUUGCCGUGCACGGGUCAACAGAAGUAACAUAAUCCAUAGAUUGUUUUUUGAUGGUGGAGAGGACGGCGAUGAUGAAACCAGUGAUCCCAGUAAACUUUCAAAUGAAAUCCAAGAUCUUAGAUUAAAAAUCAACAGACAUAAAAAGGAGAAAAGUGAUCUUGUUGACGAAAAAAAUGCAGCGAUACAAAAAUGUCAAGAUGUUGAAGAAAGCAAGAAAGAAAUCCAACGUUUAUAUAAACAAGAGCAGACAACAAAUGCCUCUUUAAGAAAACAACUCCACUACUUCAAAAGUCAAGAGGACAAUCUGAAAAUGCAGAAGGAGGAAUGCCGUAAAAUCAAGAAAAAAUUUGUUGAUCUUCAAAAUGUUGAGAGAUUGGUAACAGGAUCGGAGGAAGAAGUUCAAGACCUUGUCCAAAGUUCUGGAGAAAAUGGAUCAACUCGUCAGAUGGCUACAUAUCUUGUGGUCAUGAAACGUGAGUUUCAACAAGUGAAAGAGGAAAAGAAAAAGUUAAAAUCUGAGUUUGGUAAAUGUAAAAGACACCUGCUGACAAAAGAUCGUGAAUUAAGUCAGGCCACUACAGAAUUAUCAACCAUUAGAGAGUGCUACACAAAAUCAGAAGACGAUCUGAAACAGAAAGAAAAGGAAGUGGAAUCUCUAAAGCAAAAACUCAGUCGUUUAAAACGAGCGAUAGUAAGUCCUUGUGCUACUACAACCAGUGCUAGUUCUAGCUUUGUAGAGACUCUUAUGGAGGAAAGUCCUGCACCUAUCACUCCAAAGCAAUUGAAAUCAUCGCCAGGGGAGAUUGAUCUUAACGUUAAUAUGGCAUCACCUGAAUUUGUAAAACCUAGUCCUAAUACACGAAACCGAUUUCAUUGUGAGGAAAACCAGAUGAAGUUUGUUAAAAUAUCUUCAGCAUGUUCAGAAAAUCCUGCGAAAAAGGCUAAGCGAGAUAUACAGGACAUUAGCAACAUUACUGGUCUCGGUAAUUUUAACAUCUUCAAGAAAAAAGCAAGUGCUGGAGACUUUAACAGUGUCUUUCGUAAGGGUUAUGAUGGACUUGGAGGACAUACAUCCUUUACACAACACCAGGGCCGACCUGCUGGUGCCGUCAAACCUAUCUCAAAAACGUCACGUCUAAUCAGUAAAAAUGGAAAAAUGAAAAAGGUGCCACCUUUGCCAAGUUUGGACCAGUUCAUAAAUCUGACUUGA